CGUGUUGCUCCGUCAGUUGCAACAUCACUAUAAGUGCCUGUAGUACCGUAAAAUCUCUGCUAGACAAACCAAAAUCUCACCACACAGACAAACACAGGGAGGAAAAAAAAUGUACUGGACCAAACCACUUAGCGAUUUGAUCCUGACUGUGGACAGCAUAUCCCUGCUGAUUGGCUUCCCUGCCAACCUGCUGGCUCUCUACACCUUCGUACUGAAGCUUAAAAAGCAAGCUAUGCCUCUUGAUGUACUCUUAUUCAACCUGACCAUCUCGAACCUUCUCACACUGAUCUUCCUCCCGAUCCGCAUCAGAGAGGCGGCCGACAUGCGAUGGACCCAGAGCUACUUCCUGUGUCCUCUGUUGGGAUACGUUAUAUACACCUCCAUCUACAACAGCACCUUGCUUCUAACAGCUAUCAGUGUGGAGCGCUAUCUGGGAGUGGCCUUCCCCAUUAAAUAUAAACAAAACCGAAAUCCGCGGAAUGCCGUGAUCGCUGCCAUCUUAUUUUGGGUGGUUACCAUGGCUCAUUGCAGCUUUAUCUACAUCGUACAGCAGUAUGAAAAACAUAAUGACACCAGCCCCGAGGACAGGGACUCCUGCCACACCAUGUUUAAUGAAAAGCAGUUGAAGCUUAUUUUGCCGUUCCGGUUAGAGCUCUUCAUUGUACUUUUCUUCAUCCCUUUGAUAAUCUGCAGCUUUUGCUACAUCAAGUUCAUUCUCAUCCUUUCACACUUACCGAAAUUCAACCCUAAGAAGCGCUGCAGGGCCAUCGGACUUGUCAUAGUCACCUUCCUGGUCUUCAUCAUUUGUUUCAUACCUAUCAACGUGUCCCAUCUAGUGAGUUUUAUUGGAUGGUAUGUUCCCAGUUGGAGAGUAUACACUCUGCUUCCCUGCACCUUCAGCGCCUGUUUGAAUCCCUUCAUCUUUUACUUCUCAUCUUCCGUACUCCGAAAGACUUUUGCCCAAUGCGUAAGCAGACUCGUCAACAGGCUUCAAGAAUCCUGCUUCUUGAGAUUAUUCAAGUGCCUUACAUCAAAGGAGAGAUUACAGAAUCCCAGUGAAAGUUCUCAAUGAACAGUGUAGUAUUGCAGACUGGAUUGAUAAUGUGACUUACUUUAUCAAUGGGAAGUUCAAAUCCCAGGUCUACCAAGCUGCUACUGGUGGGCCCUUGAGCGAGACCCUUAACCCUCAGUUGUGUAACUAAGAUAAAUGUAGGUUGCUCUGAAAAAGGUCGUUUCCCUCCCAAGUGUCAUAAAUGUAAAUGUUAAGGAAAAACUUAGAGCUGUUAAUGGACCAAGGUUCAGGUUCAAUAAGAUCAAAGCAAUCAUUUCCAAAUUUUCCCAUAUUCAAGCAAUGUCCACUGGUAUAAUGUGGAAUGUGCAGGAUUUUUCUUUCAAAAGAGCUUGGAUAUCAGAGCCUAAACAUCUGGCAUGGGCUCUUGUCUUCGUCUUAAGAUGGAAACAUAAUAGACGUUUAAAGAACGGAAUGGAAAGCCAGUGCAUGAUGAAUGAUUUGAGAUUUUGCUGUGCAGUAUUGUACAAGACGUCUGAAUGGUUCUGCAGUACUAUAAAACAUUUAAUUGUUAUUUGAUAUCACUGUAAUUUAUAGUGGAUGAGAAAGACUCUUUCCAUCUGCUACAGCUCAUAUUAUCACAGGAACCUCAGUUUGUUACUGUAAAUCUGGUACAUCUGCAAAUUGAUAUAUUUAAUAGAAUAAAAAAUAAAUCAACUUUUUAUAGCCCAAGAAAAGCUAUUAACAAAACAAAAACAACAAAUCAUUCAAAUUUAAAUCUGUUCAUGGCAGAAAUUAUGUAUUAUGUAUAUUUCUGCUCUUUUUCCCCCCACUAUGCACUCGUCUAUUUGUCAAAGUGUCAUUAUAUAUAUGUAAUUAAACAUUCUGUUAACUUUAAUUGGAAUUAUUUUCACUUGUUGAGCAAAUGUUUCAUAAAAAGCAAUUGUUUCACAUUUUAGCAUUGUUUGGCCAUAGCUUGCUUCGGAAUUUGGAUAAAGAAAAAUUUUUCUGUGACAUCAGCCUAUAUAAAUGAAUUAAUAUGGAUACCAGGACUGGAAAGAUAAGUAAUGCACAUAAAUUAAACCUAUUGCUAUGUAAGUCUUAUAGGCCUAGAAUUCGUUCUCAUCAGAUAAACGAAUAUAUAUAAUAUUUAGGGAAAAAAUUAUUACAAAUAUUUCAUCUUGUGUGGUGUGAAUCAUUGUGUACAGAUAGAAAUCCUGCAUAAAAAUAUGAUCUCAGAAAAAACACAGUAUCCUUAGAAACUGAAAAGAAACAAAUAAGAAGAACUGUUUAUUUCUGAUAAGGGAGAACGCUGGCACUGGGAGAAAGGGGAAUUUGAGCUGUUAUUGGAAGAUGAAAUGCUAAAAAUGCAAAAAAAAAAAAGUGAAAGUGAAGUCAAGCAACCAUUUUUUAAAUAUUAUUUUCACUACCGGUUCCAAAAAAAUUGGGAUCAUUUGGAAAUUUCCUUGGUUUCCAGUCUUCCCACUCCUUUUUCUGUUUUAUGAAGGGAGUAGUUCACAGCAUGGUCAUUUUGAGUCUGUAAUCAAACUCCUGAAGCUCCAGAUACUAAACGGACCUAAAGAAGGCCAUUUUAUUGCUCCUUUAAUCAGUACAACAGUCUUCUAAUAAUCAAUUAGCCUGAUAAAAUGAUUAACUUUUAAGGAUUAGCAAACAUAACAUCAGACUGAAACAGAGGACUGAUGGUGGGCCUCUGUAUUUACAAGUAACCUUUCGAAUGGUAGUGUGUUAAAAAUAAAACAAAAUUAUCUUCUAUAUAUACUUAGGGGAAGUGCGAAUGUGUCAGAAUUAUAAUUUUCACUUUUUAUGUCAUGUUGUUUGAAUAUUUCUUGUACAUCUAGUGCAGGAAGUGAUGUAUUCUGGUAGGUAAAAGAAGAAGUCAGCAGUUCCGCUUUCCUGUGUGUGUCAUUGCAACAUUAAUUAUACAGAAAACUACGUAUCUGUUUGACCUUCUUGAACCAUACACUGUAUAUAUACUGCCAUUAUUGUUGUGGCUUGCGUUUUAUUUGAUAAAUUAAUUUAUCCGUUUAAUGUUGAAAACAGAAAUCCAGGAAAAAUUAAAUUUUCCACACACUAUAUUCUUAAAACAAAUAUCAAGUAUUGCUUGCACAUGCUGUUUAAAUGGAGGUCCAGCCUCCUGUUUAUGAAGGUACUGCAUUGACUCGCUGCAGUGGCAGACAGAACAGACACUGACCGAAGCGGGGCUGGUGUUAAAAGAGGCUUUUAUUUCUUAAGUGAGAUAGAAAGAUGGGGGUGCAGAAAGGGGAAUCGAAUACCGUCUCCAGGUGUAGAGGGCAGUGAAGGAGGUGCCAAGGUGCAGCAUGGGGUCAGUCCUUAUUGGCUAGGUGGCGUGUCCUUUUUUGUGGUUAGCGUGGGUGAAAGGUCGAGUGUGAGUCACGGCACAUAGCUGAGGGAGACUGUGCCAGCAUCAGUACGUAGACAGAUUUUACUUACAAACUUGGCAGAUAUCCUCUGCUGUGUCCUUUGAGAGGACGGUGAUGAGCUCUUUCCAGCCUGCGCUCUUGUGGUCCACAAAGGUAGUGAAAUGGCGCUGUCCUUUCAGCACCACGGCGGCAGUAGUGCCGAGCCUGCAGCAAUUUAUAAGUGUGGUAUGAAGGCCUGUUUUUACAGAAGCCUCACUCAUCUCCAGGUUAAUUGAACCCAGAGUUUAUUAGUACCUUAAUAGCUGGAGUAGUCCUGCAAUAACAAAAACUCGGUUAUUUGAGGAUUAACCUGCUAGAGGAGGUGUGGUCAGUGGUCAGGGGGAAAUAUCUACUCGAGAGGUAGUAUUUCAAUUACUCAUUGGCUCAUUUAAUGGCCAGGGCUUCUUAAUUCACAGUGGCAUAAAAUAAAGAAGGCUGUACUGUGCAAUACUUUGUAUGAUACAUGUUCAGCAUUUCGUACACACAAUUUUCUCACACAAUAUCCUACAGUAUAUAAUUAUUCAAAAUCAUUAUGCAUUAUCUGGUAAGUAAAAACAACAAGCAUCCAAUAAAAGUUGUUUUCUUUGUUUGACCUGGGGAUCAAUUUCACUAGAUGCUUAGGACUAAACAUGAUGAGUUAUUCAGGAUCCUGGUAUUUGUGUUUCUGUGUGUGUUGACACCUGUUGGCCUGCGUGUGAAGUUCUCUUCAUCUGUUUAACUUCCAACGCUUCCAACGUUUUCCAACAUUGCUCAUUUGUGAGCACAGGUGCACUGAUAAACUUAAGAUACACAUCCAUGGAACUGCUAAAUCCAUAUCCAAAUGAGUUAAGAUUUACCAAACAGGAGUCUGGAAAUGUUUCAGACAAGUACAGGAGGUCCAGACAAUACAGCAAAUCCAAAGAGCUGUCACAAACCAAGGCAAAGUUUUGCAAUGUUUGCACAUGCUCUAAGAACAGGAAAUGAUGUGGUGCAGAGGAAGCAUUGUUAGUAUUCAUAGGGGGGAGGACCUCUGCAGGCAUGA
Molecule: messenger RNA, 4471 nt
Organism: Hemibagrus wyckioides
Lineage: Eukaryota; Metazoa; Chordata; Actinopteri; Siluriformes; Bagridae
Product: free fatty acid receptor 2-like
Exons: 2
Coding region: 110-1072 (320 amino acids)
Biological process (GO): cellular response to fatty acid; G protein-coupled receptor signaling pathway
Cellular component (GO): plasma membrane
Molecular function (GO): G protein-coupled receptor activity
Source: RefSeq, a predicted model, not a curated record